Penaeus indicus is the source of this 1235-nucleotide messenger RNA. RefSeq names its product glycoprotein-N-acetylgalactosamine 3-beta-galactosyltransferase 1-like. Lineage: Eukaryota; Metazoa; Arthropoda; Malacostraca; Decapoda; Penaeidae. Bases 795 to 1061 code for a protein of 88 amino acids. The record is from RefSeq and is a predicted model, not a curated record. The transcript is spliced from 4 exons.
GGAUCCAACAAUGGGCGUGCUCUGAGGGUUAAAUCUCGCCGCUUAACAUCUCCGAAGUCCUGUUAGCCGGAGACGCCUGAGCGCGCCUUGCGGGACUCUCGCCGCGCUCACCUGCCUCAGGUAGUCCGCGGGCGGCGUAACACCACAGACAUUACCUCUGGCCUUUUAUUCGAGGUUGUAGUGCUAAUUCUCUCGUUGAAACAGUGUUGCCAUGUGUUGCUGCUGAUAAUUGAGGGUUAGAUGCUUAGAAACAAGAGGUGUUACUAUGGAAACGGAAGAACGGAGAAUUAUAAGUUAAAGUAAAGUGGGGAGGCGACAGCAGCAGAGCGGAGCGAGGCCGCGCUCAGAACCAGUCUCGGGAGGUGUGGCGCCUGACGUGUUGCUCCCGCCUCACGCUGCCGCUUGUGGAGAGAAUAAUAUGGUGUUUCGUGAAGUAUAAACUACUGAUCUGCAUAGAUAAAGUGCUCUUGCAUUAUGAAGUAAGCGGAGGAAACGAACAUGUGAAAGCAUAAGAGUUUCUGUCCACCGUGCGCCUUAGCGGUCUGUGAGGAACACCGUUACGUGAAGUGUAAACAGGAGGACCUCAGGUGAUCUACGAGCGAAGGGUCCAGCGCGGCUGAGCAGCGGUGCGAUGAGUGGGAGCUACUGCAUUUAUAGACAGAAAAUGGGAAGGAGACUGUCUGCGUGGGCCUGCGUGCGCACCGUCUCAACCUUCUUCCUUGGCUUCGGCUUGGGCCUCGUCAUUCACAUUUUCGCCAGCCUGUCUGUCGAACUAGCAAGAGAAAACGCCAUAAAUGAAUGACAUCACCACGAACAACACCGAAACGAAGGUGGGCGGCUCGUGGGCGUGGGGGCUUUCCUGGGGGCCGCGGGCGGCUUUGACCACACAGGGAGUGGGAGAUGCAAGCAGUGUCAGCAGUCAAGACGCAAGACUAGAGGUCCCACCAGCCGGUCCACGUGUCCUGUGUUAUGUACUGACUGGUCCCACGACACACAAAUCAUCACUGAAUGUACGGAAUACUUGGGGCCGACGCUGCGAUGCCAUGGUUUUCUUUAGGUGAGAGUGUCCAUUGUUUAUACAGACAGAGGGAAGUUGUAAUGUUUACUCUUAUGGAUGAAUGUCGAAAUGGACUCAGUUCCUUUGCUAUUUUCAUCACGAAUGAGAUGAAAGUUUGUUGUAUAAUAUAGGAUCCUCUGUUGUUAAAGAAAAAAGGUAUGUCAUGGUAUAUAUAACU